Linum tenue is the source of this 660-nucleotide messenger RNA. The record is from the annotation of a GenBank genome assembly. NCBI's taxonomy places the organism in Eukaryota, Viridiplantae, Streptophyta, Magnoliopsida, Malpighiales, Linaceae.
AUGGAUUCCGAAGAAGAAGAAGAAGAAGAAGAGGGCAGCAAUUCCAACAGUGGGUUCGACUGCAACAUCUGUCUCGAUUCCGUACAAGAUCCCGUCGUCACGCUCUGCGGUCACCUCUACUGCUGGCCCUGCAUUUACCGAUGGCUUAACUGCCGUGGCGGCGGCGGCGACAUCGACGGCGACGACGUUGACGAGGAAGAGUAUGACAAGCCGUCGCAUCGGCAGUGCCCCGUUUGCAAGUUCGAAAUUACCGAAUCCGCCCUCGUCCCUCUCUUCGGCCGCGGCCAGGCCGGCGAUGACGUGCGGCCGCUGCCGCAACGGGUCCGCAGCCCUCGCGAUCCUUCUCCUCAUCGGCCGCCCCCGCGGCUGCGUCGGGGAUACUACGAGCAGCGGCCGCCGCCGAUGAUGGGAGGUGGGGCGGCGGGUCUGAAUUUGGAUUUAUCGGGUCGGGUGCCGAUCCCGGUGGUGGGGAUGCUGGGGGAGAUCGUUUUCUCCGGCGGGUUCGGGAACGGGAUCUACGGAUACCAGAACACGGCGGCGCCGGUGGCCGGCGGCGGCAGCCCUCGGGUCCGGAGGCAAUUGAUGGAAGCGGACAGGUCACUGAGCAGAGUGUGUUUCUUCCUCUUCUGUUGCCUUUUCAUGUGUAUCCUUCUGUUCUAA